Molecule: messenger RNA, 1545 nt
Organism: Ochotona princeps (American pika)
Lineage: Eukaryota; Metazoa; Chordata; Mammalia; Lagomorpha; Ochotonidae
Gene: WDR90
Product: WD repeat domain 90
Molecular function (GO): protein binding
Source: RefSeq, a predicted model, not a curated record
AUGCCCAGGUGCCUCACCAGGGGCCUGGCUUCCUCCUUGGGCCCUGGCAGCACGGAUGCCGCCUUCCAGAUCCACAUCUGGGAUGUGCCCGGAGGCCUCUGCCAGCGGCUGCUCACCCACCACACCUCGACUGUGCAUGCCCUGGUGUUCUCGCUGGACGACAGGCUCCUUGUCUUGCUGGGAGAUUGUGGCAGCAGUACCCUGGCCCUGUGGAACACGGCCACCUACUUAUCUCCUGGAGCCGCAGCGUGCUGUGGCCUUCAGCCCCUGGGGCGGUCGCGAGCUCACGGAAGUGGGGCAGGAGAGGAGGGGUUCUGUUCGCUCUGCUAUGGGCCGGCACCCCUACUGUACUGUGGCUGCCACUCCGGCCAGAUCUGUGUGUGGGACAUGCAUGCCGGCCGUUGCUUCCUGGCCUGGGAGGCAGAUGACGGUGAAAUUGGGGUGCUGCUGUACUCGGGCAACAGGCUGCUGAGUGGUGGGAGCACAUGGAAGCUGUGCCUGUGGGCCGUGGGCACUGUGCCCAAGCUGAGACACAAGGGGUUGGGCACUAGAUCCAGUUGUGCGUUCAUGGAGCAUGAGCUGACCCUGGACAGGGCAGUCAGCUUUGAUGACAGCAUGGACAUGGGCAUCGUGGGCACUGCAGCAGGCAUGCUCUGGUACAUCAACUGGGACCAGGGCCCCAGCACCCAGCCCGUCAACGGUCAGCAGGGAGGGGUGAAUGAGGCGGUGUUCAGCCCCAGCGAGUCCCACUGUGCCACAUGCAGCAAGGACGGUAUCGUGCGGGUGUGGACACUGCCCACUAUGGAGCUGGUGAUCCAGUUCCAGGUGCUGAACCAGAUGUGCCCCCACCAUGCCUCAGUCACUGCUGUGGCCUUCUCUGUGGACGGUAAGGAUGACCGGGGGCAGCCUGAGCUGGCCACUGGGGUCAGCCACCCCCGCACGGGGGUCACCUUCCACAUGCUGAGUGACCACCAGGAAGCCCCAAUCUCUGCCCUGCAAAGCACCAGCUGUCAGGAUGGACUUUUUGGGGUGCAUGGCACAGACCUGUGGCUGGCAGUCAGUGGGGACUAGCAGGUCAGCGUCUGGGCCUCCGACUGGCUGGACCACUGUGAGCUGCUAGACUGGCUGAGCUUCCCGGCACUGGCCACCUUGAAAGCCCCCAGCCACCCGCCACCCACCCUGGCAGCCUUCUGCCCCAGGGACAGGGCCCUGCUGGCCUGUGUGGGCCUUGGUGCGCACACCGGGCUGGUGUUCUCCAGGCUCCGCCAUCAGCAGGUGUGUGGACCUGGUCCAGCCUGGGGGUAUGCAGUGGGAGCCCCUGCAGUGCUGGGGCCUCAGCUGCCUGUCCACAGGUGCUGGAGGGGAUCCCUCUGCCCACCGUCGCCAUCUCCCCGAGCCUAUCCCGCCGAGUCCACCUCAUGGCCGUCCGCCCAGCUGCUGAGUGCCCAGACCGCUGCCCAGAGAGGGCCUGGGGGACCCGGACCCCUCUGUUGGGCUGGUGCCCUGGGCCACAGCUGUGCCGUCCACCCACAGAGGGUGCCCUGA